This is a messenger RNA of Cottoperca gobio, 924 nucleotides long. Its product is annotated as claudin-4-like. NCBI's taxonomy places the organism in Eukaryota, Metazoa, Chordata, Actinopteri, Perciformes, Bovichtidae. The record is from RefSeq and is a predicted model, not a curated record. Gene Ontology annotation, molecular function: structural molecule activity. The transcript has a single exon. Bases 1 to 645 code for a protein of 214 amino acids. Gene Ontology annotation, cellular component: bicellular tight junction; membrane.
AUGGUGGCUGGUGGGUUACAAAUCCUGGGCGCAGCUCUAGGGCUCCUGGGCUGGAUUGGUGUCAUAAUUGUGUGCGCCAUUCCGAUGUGGAAGGUCACUGCUUUUAUCGGCAGCAACAUCGUGACCUCACAGACCUCAUGGGAAGGUAUUUGGAUGAGCUGUGUCCACCAAAGCACAGGCCAGAUGCAGUGUAAGGUCUACGACUCCAUGCUGGCCCUCAGCUCUGACCUCCAGGCCGCCCGGGCCCUGACCAUCGUCUCCAUCGUGGUGGGCAUCAUGGCUAUCCUGCUCUCCGUAGCCGGGGGGAAAUGCACCAACUGUGUGGAGGAUCCGUCGUCCAAGGCCAAGGUGGGCAUUGCAGCUGGAGUUAUGUUCAUCGUAGCUGGAGUCCUCUGCCUCGUCCCUGUCUGCUGGACGGCCCACACCAUCAUCCGAAACUUCUACAACCCGACUUUGAUCAGCUCCCAGAAGAGAGAGUUGGGCGCCGCGCUCUACAUCGGGUGGGGGGCGGGCGCCUUGAUGCUCAUUGGAGGGGGGUUGCUCUGCUCCAGAUGCCCCGCUAAGGACGAGGACUCCUACUCUGCAAGGUACAAAACUGCCAGAUCUGAUGCCUCAGCACCAGCGUCCGGGAAAGACUAUGUCUGAAACAGAUCUAGAAGUCAGUACAUAGCUUCCCCAAAGCCAUCAUUACUGGGACAGAUGCACUGGUGCUACUGGGUCGUGUGUGUUGAUAGCUCAGAAUGUUAUAUGAGCAAAUGUAUGCCUGGGUUUUACGUCUCAUGAGAGUGUUUUAAUAAACAGAAAGAAAAGAACCACACCCAAAGAGCAAAUUUAAUUAGAUUUCUUUAAGCAAUUAUUUGUAUAUGUUUGGUUGUUUAUAUGAAUAUUAGUUACUUGAAAGCUGUUUUUGAGUAGUAUACAAUG